Phragmites australis (common reed) is the source of this 2210-nucleotide messenger RNA. Its product is annotated as receptor-like protein EIX2. NCBI's taxonomy places the organism in Eukaryota, Viridiplantae, Streptophyta, Magnoliopsida, Poales, Poaceae. Gene Ontology annotation, molecular function: protein binding. Bases 724 to 1749 code for a protein of 341 amino acids. The transcript has a single exon. The record is from RefSeq and is a predicted model, not a curated record.
CGCUCCCACGAGUCCACAUCUGCUGCAUCUCAAUCUUGAAGCACGACUGAAUUCUAACUCCAAGUUCAUAACAAUAUCAUUCUUAAAUCAUACUGUAGUAGUAUUGGAAUCGAUGUGGCGGCCUUUGGUUGGUUGUUAUUACAAGAAAGAAAAGAGAACAAAAGGAAACAAAAGAGGAAAUAAAUAAAAAAAAGGUUUGCCGAGUGCUUAAUAUCAAGCACUCGGCAAACACAUUGUUUGCCGAGUGUCCGUUAGACGACACUCGGCAAAGGGGUGACUCGCCGUCAGCCGCCGAACGGAGGGACACGUGGCGCGUUGUUUGCCGAGUGCCCGAAUUCGCCGAGUGUUUGUUCUCAAUUUUGCCGAGUGCUAUGGUUUGCCGAGUGUUUUUUGAUGUAUUUACCGAGUGCCUAUUUGUUUGCCGAGUGCUUUAGUCCGGCACUCGGCGUAGGUGGUUGUUUACCGAGUGCCCGAUAUAUAGCACUCGGCAUACAUGUAGGCACUCGGCAUACACAUCGUUUCCGGUAGUGCGUGUUGGAUAUCUCAAGAAAUUCUUUAUCAGGACCCUUGCCAUCAAAUUUUGGAGCGCCAAAUCUAGAUUUGAUUGCAUUGUAUUCUAAUUACAUCAGUGGUCAGAUACCAACAUCUAUCUGUGAAUUGAGCUUGUAUGGCUUGGAUUUGGCCAAUAAUCUUUUUGAAGGAGAACUUCCUCAAUGUUUAAAUAUGUCAAGAAUGACAUAUCUAUUAUUAAGUAACAAUAGCUUCUCUGGCAACUUCCCACCAUUUCUAAGAAGCUGCACGAGUCUGUCGUUUCUGGAUCUAUCAUGGAAUAGAUUCUCAGGAACAUUGCCAAUGUGGAUCGGGAGCUGCAGUUCAUUGCAGUUUUUACGACUGAAUCACAACAUGUUCUACGGGCAUAUUCCAAACAACAUCACAAGUCUCACAAAUAUUUAUCAUCUGAAUCUUGCAGCCAAUUGGAUCUCAGGUGUCAUACCUCCGCAUCUAUCAAAUCUAACGUUUAUGACAAGAAGAUAUAUACUGGAUCCUUACAAGGACAUUCCCGCCGGGUUCCAAGAUAUAAUUGGUGAAUUAUUAAUAGACACCAAGGGACAACAACUCAAUUACCAUGGUGCGGGUGUUUUGGAGAUACUGAGCAUUGACCUCUCAUCGAACCAUUUAACCGGUAAAAUUCCAGACGGGAUAACAUCUCUCGAUGGAUUGGUAAAUCUGAACUUAUCUCGAAAUCAACUGAAUGGAGAAGUUCCUGACAAGAUUGGGGCCAUGCAGUCGUUGGAGUCACUUGACCUCUCCAACAACAAUCUUUUUGGAGAAAUCCCAUCAAGCAUAUCAAAUUUGACAUUUUUAAGCAUUUUGGACUUGUCUUAUAAUAAUCUAACAGGAAGAAUACCAUCAGGACGUCAACUUGACACUCUCUACACAGGGAAUCCCUCUAUGUACGACGGAAACACCGGUCUAUGUGGGCAUCCUCUUCAAAGGAAUUGUGGAAGCAAUAAUACAUCUGAGCAUGGAGAUGAAAAGAGAGAUGAACAUCAUUCUGGGCCAAUGUACUUUUACUUUGGACUUGGCAUCGGAUAUGUAGUUGGUCUAUGGGUGGUGUUUUGUGCCCUACUAUUCCAGAAAGCGUGGAGGAUUGCUUAUUUUCACCUAGUCGACAGGUUUUAUGAUAAAAUUUAUGUGUUUGUGGUUGUAAUAUGGAAAAGCUUUACUAGAAAGGCAGACGUACGCUAAGCGGUAAAAAAGAACUAAUGGUGACAUAGCUUCCAUUGGAAUGAAGUUCUACGAAUACUUGGAAGGUGAACAGGUGAAGUGGCAUUUAGCAACAUCUAUAUUAUAUUGUGUAUCUUUGGUGAAGUUGUAAUAAUGGAUGUUCGAGUUAAGCCCCUAAUGCUCAUAUAUAUGCAAUGAUAUUUAUUUGUACUCGUCGGCCACGAUGAACCCAGUGAUUUGCUUUUCGUUUGUUCCAGUUCUUAUUCCAUUUGUCAGUUCAAAGCGCGCGCUCUCUCUCUUUCUCCUCUAUACUGGAUGUCAAAGAGAAGAUUCAGUCCAUAUUAUACCUCCUGUCUAAGCAGGAAGUUAUGCAAAACAAAUUACUACUACACUAACAUCAACUUUUUAAGAUUUGGUCAAAGAUGGCUUCAAGAAAACAAAAGUUGAAAGCACAGUUAAGAAAAAUUACCUUAUCAUCAAGA